Lachancea nothofagi CBS 11611 is the source of this 2283-nucleotide messenger RNA. Lineage: Eukaryota; Fungi; Ascomycota; Saccharomycetes; Saccharomycetales; Saccharomycetaceae. The record is from the annotation of a GenBank genome assembly.
AUGGCGGGUUUGGACGCUCAAUUGGCCAGGCUAAAGCUGGAUCAGCGAUUGGUUGACGUUACAGAUGACUUUCGGAAUCUCGCGCGCGGUAUGGAGCCCGAGAGUAUUAUAAAAGCACCAUCCUUUGAUCUUUUUGAAGGGACGCACUCUUUGGAAAUCGAUAACAUCAAAUUAGACUCCAGCUUACUGAUACUAAGCGAACAGGAGCUGAGUUUUGACUGUGGCAAAACUUAUGGUGCAGCAGAGGAGGACAAACUGGAGUUUGUCACUGCAGUUGCAGAUCGCCUUUGCAGAUCCAUCGUGCUGUGGCUCAAUGAAUUCCAAACUCUUCCUACAACUUUGCUCAGCUGUCGCUACAUGGAGCAUAUCUUGAGUCAGUACACUGAAGAUCCGGUCAGUGAUCUAAGCACUUGUCAUCUGGAAACUGGACAUGAACUUUUUGAUCAGGUCUUAACUAGCUGCGUGUUCGGAGCCUGUUACUUUGUGAAAUUUGUGCAAACUUUAUUCAAAGCAGGCGUUGUAUUUGAAGAAGAGGACCUCAAUUGCAAUGCAAUGGGCUUAAAUAUGCUCGCUAUGGUAAAGCUUCAGACUGUAAAGUCUCAUUUGCAAAAUAGCAAGCACUUUUUGCAAGCUAAAUACCCAGCAGCAAGCCAGCUAUUACUGAUCGUCGAGCUAUUCACAAAUUUAAUUGAGUUGCACGAGUAUUUACCCUCGAAUCCGGAGCUUAAUGCAGCACCUAACACGCAAGCGCUUAUCGAGUUAGUAAACUGUGCUCAAAAACUAAAGCAGAUCGAGAUGCCACCUCGCAGCAUCCUACAAGGAGCAUUUUCACCUGGAAUUCAGAAGAGACUCUCCAAUCAAUUCCCACCCCGAGAGAUUGUAGAACCCUCGGGGAACGAAUACGACGGAUUCAUUACAAUCGCCAAGGAUUUACAGCUGGUGCUUUCAGUGGACCAAGCUAAAACGGUCAGCGAAAUAGCACAGCUAUCUCGGUUUUUCAACAGAAUCGAACAACGACACGUUGUGGCUCGUGCAUUAUAUCUUUUGUAUUUGAUGAGAGAUGAUCAAACGGUUCUGGAUCAAUAUACCUUCAACGACUUCUCCUUCCUCCACUUGCAAGAGUUCUCACUUUGCGAUACAGCACUCUCAAACGAAUUAGAAUGCGAAUCAGGAAACCCCACGGUGAGAGAGAAAUUUGACGAUUUUUUAGUGGAAAUUUCAAGCGUUCUAUUCGAAUGGUACCAAACAACAGCUCAAAAUCCAUGCCGUUACAGACAAGGCUAUAAUCGCCAGCUUUUACUUUGGGAUUCCUUACAGGCUCAAAUCGAAACAUAUGAACUUGAACUUGAGGGUCAAGGUAUCAGAGAUGAGCUUGACGCAGAUAAUUCAUUUAUGCCGCUGACUACUUGGGUCUUCUAUAUGAAAUUGCGUGCAAUGUCAGAUUUUGUGUUGAAGGGUUUCAAACUAGACGUUUACAAACCCUGGGAGUUUUUUUCGAUGUUCUGGUAUAGCUACUAUCUGGCUCAGCACUUGGAGAAUAAUCUAGCAAGAGUCUCGAGAUUCAUCAGUGAUAGAAUCACAGCAAUCACAAACUUGAAUAAAAAGUUGAAAAAGCUGAAAGCAGGAGAGAAGAAGGAUAAACUACGGGAUUUAUACCGUUCUCGCAUGGCCACGCAAAUGCCCCUUCUUGUAAGGAACAGGGACUUCAUCUCUUACCUAACCCUGGACUGCACGGUUAUCAAGACAUUGUCACUCGCGCAAGUUUUCCAAUUUGCUAUGUUGAAAUCCUUCGGUUUGAUUGACAAUAAGCACCCGGGAAGUGGGAAGUUCAGUUCACCAGAAUUUACACAUAAACUUCGAUUCAAGACAUUUGAGUCUAUUGGCGUUCCCGAACUACCGUCAUAUGAGUUAUUUCAACAAUCAUUAGAGGACUUUGUUAUCACAGAGCCCAUGUUUGGAAGUAAACUGAUGCGGUCUUUCGAUUUUACAGAAAACGAGCUUGAAAAGGUCAAAGAAUCGUUGCAGUCGAUAUUUGAAACCCUUAAAGACAACGAGAGCCAAGCCAGGGCUACAGCCGGCACUCAGUUGGUCCAAGAAGAGUCAUUAGCAUAUUAUCAAGGUCUGUACAGAUCUACUGAAGCGCUUAUAAGUAACGGGCGGGAAUUACGUGCCAAGCUAGGCAACAAAGCAAGCAGAACUUUGAUCGAAAAAUACAAAGUUAGUGUGUCUCGUCCGCAAGGUGGCUGUCCUUAUUUCCCACUGCUGAGCUUGAGCGAGCAAUGA